This is a messenger RNA of Vigna angularis (adzuki bean), 1596 nucleotides long. RefSeq names its product methionine aminopeptidase 1D, chloroplastic/mitochondrial. Gene Ontology annotation, molecular function: metalloaminopeptidase activity. Gene Ontology annotation, biological process: proteolysis. Bases 99 to 1163 code for a protein of 354 amino acids. The transcript is spliced from 10 exons. The record is from RefSeq and is a predicted model, not a curated record. Lineage: Eukaryota; Viridiplantae; Streptophyta; Magnoliopsida; Fabales; Fabaceae.
UGUGAAAAAGAAAAUUCAAGGACCAAAAAACACAUUGUAACGGAUAACAAGAAUGGAGUAAGAGGAGCAGCAGGGGAAGAAACUAGAAAGGAGGAAGAAUGACGAGCGGCGUGUCACCGCAACUGCAAAUGAGGUUGAAAUCCUCUUUCAUUGGAGAUCGAUUCUUACGGAGUUCAAGAAACCAACCACUUCCUCAACUAUUCCGUUUCAACCCUGGAAACAAGCAUGUUUCGAUGCAGUUAUCUCGAACGCUUUCUGGCCUGACCAAUCUCUUUUUCAAUAGAAGAAAUGUGGAUGAAGUGCCUAACAGCAGUCGUAAACGACUGAGGCCUGGAAAAGUUUCUCCACGGCGACAGGUGCCGAAGCAUAUACCGAGGCCUCCUUAUGUGAAUUCUAUGAUUCCUGCAGGGCUUGUGAGUGGACCUCAAGUGCAUGACAAGAAAGGAAUAGAAUGCAUGAGAGCUUCUGGAAGGCUUGCAGCUCAGGUUCUUCAAUAUGCUGGCACCCUAGUCAAGCCAGGCAUAACAACGGAUGAAAUUGACGAAGCAGUUCACCAAAUGAUAGUUGACAAUGGUGCAUACCCAUCUCCUCUUGGCUAUGGUAGUUUUCCAAAGAGUGUCUGCACAUCUGUAAAUGAAUGCAUCUGUCAUGGAAUACCAGAUUCCCGCCCCCUUGAGGAUGGUGAUAUAAUCAACAUUGAUGUUACUGUUUAUCUAAAUGGCUAUCACGGGGACACAUCAGCAACUUUCUAUUGUGGAAGUGUUGAUGAUGAGGCUAAGAAACUAGUUCAGAUAACUAAAGAAUGCUUAGAUAAAGCAAUAUCAAUAUGUGCACCGGGAGUGGAAUUCAAGACAAUUGGCAAGACAAUUCAUGAUCAUGCAGAUAAAUAUCGUUAUGGUGUUGUCAGAGAGUUUGUUGGCCAUGGAGUUGGACGUGUUUUUCAUGCCGAUCCAGUUGUUCUUCAUUUUAGAAACAAUGAAAGUGGACGAAUGGUGCUGAAUCAAACGUUUACAAUUGAACCAAUGCUGACUAUUGGCAGCAUCAAUCCUGUGAAGUGGAAUGACGACUGGACAGUCGUAACGGCAGAUGGAAGCCUUUCAGCACAGUUUGAGCACACCAUUCUCAUUACCCCUGACGGGGCUGAGAUUAUGACUCAAUGCUGACAGAUACAACAUUUUAUAAUUCUGGAUAAACCACAUGGAGAAACUUCAUUAUUUAGAUGCAAUUGAUUUAAUUCCUUCUAGUCCCAGAUCAAUUCUUUUUUGCUGGAACUUACCAGGGAUGGUGACGAGGAGAGGAACCACUUUCAUUUAGUGAAAUGAGAUGGUGGUGCUCUUGGAAAAGCUUAUACAAAAUGGAUUGUUCAGUGGCUGUAGGUCUAGAUGCUAGGGUUUCAUGGGUUAUGUGCAGGCAAGAAGAUAAACUAUUAAAAGAUCCUUGUUGAAAUGAGGCCAGCAUGCAUAAAGCAGCUGGCAGAGGUUCACACGAAUCUCGACAAUCACCAGUUGAGAGUGGGUUUGGUUGAGCCAAAUUUGGUUUGACGACUUUAAGAAAAGCUUAAUGAUAAUGAGGUUAACAAGCUAUUAAAUUCUGUAA